AUGAAGUUUAUUUUUGCUUUCCUUUUAUUGGCUACGCUCUCCAUGGUGGUCAAUGCUAUUCCACAUCAACUUCUUAAAAGAACUACUUUCUUUAAACAAUGUCCUCCUACAGAAAAUGGAAGAAAACCACCUCAACUCACUGUCGUACUUUCAACUGAUCCUGUCGUUCCUGGACAAACUGAUGAUUUUACUAUUUCUGGAACACUAAGUCGUCCUGUCCACGAUAAUGACAAUACCAUUGUUGAAUUUUUUAAUACUGUAUCUCUGAAACCCGUAGGUAAUCAAACUAGUGCGCAAACCGACCAAAAAAUACCAUUUUCUCAAGUAUUGAAUGUUAAUGUACCAGCAGAAUUACCUAAUCAAUACAGUAUUGUAGUUGGUGUUAUAAAUCUAGCAACUGCGGAGGUUAUAGGCUGUGCAUAUAGUAUUGUUGGUGGUUCUUCUAAACCUGACUAUUAUCCCAUCCCAUUAUUGUAA
Messenger RNA from Entrophospora candida, 477 nucleotides. The record is from the annotation of a GenBank genome assembly. NCBI's taxonomy places the organism in Eukaryota, Fungi, Glomeromycota, Glomeromycetes, Entrophosporales, Entrophosporaceae.